AUGGAGAGCUUGGGCUUGCAAGCAGUGACCCUUAGUGACGGGACGACAGCCUACAUUCAGCAGGCUGUCAAAGGUGAAAAACUGAUUGAAGGGCAAGUCAUUGAACUUGAAGAUGGGACUACAGCUUAUAUCCAUCAGGUGACAGUUCAGAAAGAGUCUGUAGCUUUUGAAGAUGGUCAACCAGUAGUGUUGGAAGAUGGCAGUAUGGCCUACAUACACAACACAGCUAAAGAAAGUUAUGACCCCAGCACCUUCGAGGCCGUCCAGCUGGAGGAUGGCUCCACUGCCUAUAUACAUCGUCCUGUCAUCAUGCCACCUGGCAGCACCAUCCUGGAAGUACAGGCAGAAACUGGGCUAGAGGAAUUGGCUGGAGAGGAGAAAGAUGAUGCCUUUGAUGUUGAGGACAUUAAUGCAUUAAAGCAGUAUGCCAAUAAGGAAGUGCACAGCAGUGAGAAGGGGCAGCAGGUUGGCAGUAGAGCUUUCCGUUGUGGGUACAAAGGCUGUGGCCGCCUCUAUACCACAGCCCACCACCUAAAGGUACAUGAACGUGCUCACACAGGUGACCGGCCAUAUACGUGUGACUUCCCAAGCUGUGGGAAAGCAUUUGCUACAGGAUACGGGCUGAAGAGCCACAUGAGAACACAUACUGGUGAGAAACCAUACAAGUGUCCAGAAGAUGUGUGUAGCAAAGCCUUCAAGACCUCUGGGGAUCUACAGAAACACAUCCGGACACACACAGGUGAGCGUCCCUUCAAGUGCCCCUUUGUGGGCUGUGGCCGCUCUUUUACCACAUCCAACAUCCGCAAGGUUCACAUCCGAACGCACACAGGCGAGCGGCCGUACAUGUGUCCAGAGCCCAACUGCGGAAGGGGCUUCACCAGUGCCACCAAUUACAAGAACCACAUGAGAAUCCACACAGGAGAGAAGCCGUACAUGUGCACUGUGCCGGGCUGUGGAAAGCGCUUCACCGAGUACUCCAGCCUCUACAAGCACCAUGUGGUCCACACGCACUGCAAGCCCUACACCUGCAAUAGCUGUGGGAAGACUUACCGCCAGACCUCCACGCUGGCCAUGCACAAGCGCAGCAGCCAUGGCGAGCUGGAGGCUACGGAGGAGAGCGAACAGGCCCUCUACGAACAGCAGCAGCUGGAGGCUGCUGCUGCUGACAGAGGCUCCCCCCUGAAGAGCCAGCAUAUUGCUUUCCUGUCAGAGAUUGAGGAAGAUGAAGAGGAAGAGGAAGAGGAAGAUGGUAUGCCUACGCAGGUCUCACUUAUCUCUCAGGAUGGGACAGAGCAGGUCAGUUUGUCGCAGGAAGCGCUGCAGGCCCUGGGCAGUGCAAUCAGCAUGGUGACGCAGAGCGGUGCCCUCGCCGUGCCUGAGGAAGAGCUGGCAGGUGGCAACACACACACCGUGACUGUGGCCAACACGGAUGGCAGCGAGACGCAGCCGGUCACCAUUGUCACUUCUGGGGCGGUCGUGUCUGAAGAAUCAGCCAUCGCAUCCCUCCAUCCUCAGCAGGUGGCGUUGCUGGCUACUGCCAGUGGCACCCACAUAGCAGUGCAGUUAGAAGAGCAGCAGAGCCUGGAGGAAGCCAUCAGCAUGGCCGCAGCAGCAGCCCAGCAUGAACCUGUAACACUUGACGCAGCCGUGUCUGAGAAUGGGUGCUGA
Messenger RNA from Phaethon lepturus (White-tailed tropicbird), 1668 nucleotides. RefSeq names its product zinc finger protein 76 (gene ZNF76). Bases 1 to 1668 code for a protein of 555 amino acids. Gene Ontology annotation, molecular function: RNA polymerase II cis-regulatory region sequence-specific DNA binding; DNA-binding transcription factor activity, RNA polymerase II-specific. NCBI's taxonomy places the organism in Eukaryota, Metazoa, Chordata, Aves, Phaethontiformes, Phaethontidae. Gene Ontology annotation, cellular component: nucleus. Gene Ontology annotation, biological process: central nervous system development; regulation of transcription by RNA polymerase II. The record is from RefSeq and is a predicted model, not a curated record. The transcript has 13 exons.